Sabethes cyaneus is the source of this 406-nucleotide messenger RNA. Its product is annotated as ribonuclease kappa-like. Gene Ontology annotation, molecular function: RNA endonuclease activity. The transcript is spliced from 4 exons. The coding region runs from base 76 to 384 and encodes 102 amino acids. NCBI's taxonomy places the organism in Eukaryota, Metazoa, Arthropoda, Insecta, Diptera, Culicidae. The record is from RefSeq and is a predicted model, not a curated record.
ACUUCAUUUUUAACAGCUGAGAACUUAUCAGUAGUGUGUUUCUGUGAGAUACCAAUGACAUAGUGCCAUUCCAGCAUGCCCGUGUGUGGAACUAAACUGUCUAUUCUGGGAAUGGUCAUUUCCAUCUGGGGAAUCGUGCAAUUGUUUUUGCUGGGUUUUUUGUACCAAAACCGAGCCGUCGCUUUGGUGGAGGAUUUGCCGAAAUCGAUGCUGGACAAAGUGUACAACAGUUCCGAAGAAUUUUACGAGGAAGCCGACAGGACUUUUGAUGACUAUACUUUCCAAUGUUGGACCGCAGCUUGUCUCUACGUUGUUACACUUCUGUUUUCAAGUUACCAAUAUUAUGCUAACAAUCAUGUUGUAAUCGAUGAGUCUGACCUAUAACAGAAUACUUAAUCAGUGUACG